CACUGACUGCUGCUCCUCUUUCUACAAGUUCCUCCCUUUCAUCUUAACUCCUUAGCUUGAUGCUAGUGCAGGCUCCUACUCCCACCUGUGCUCUCUCGAGCACUUCCCUGAUCCACUCGGGAAUCCAACCUUCUCGUGCGACCUGCUUUUCCUGCGCAUCAGGAAUUUCAGGUUUCCCUUUUCGUGCUGACGACGCGAUGAGGGCGUCUAGGGUUGUCCGUUUGAUGUCGACUGUAGCGCCAGGCCUUCAGAGCGCCAUGUCCGGCGCUACAACCGGAGCAGCGGCUGUAGCGCCCGUAGCGGCGUCGGCGACGGUUUCUCACAGAUCGUCGUCGAUCGCCAGCGAUCGUCCGCAAAUCUCGCAAAAUCUGGGGAGUGCGUGGGUGACUGGGCAUGGUCAGGCGUCUCUGUGGCGUCGCAUGUCGUCGUCUGCGACGAUUGGCUGCGCUAACGUGUCGCAGCGGUUGCUCGCACGACCCGUUCCUUCGGCCUACAUCCUCACUCGAAAGGCCUCCAGCUCAGCAUCGGAGAAUCCGUUCAAGAACAUCCUGACGGACCUCCCGUCGUCGGAUGGCGGAUCGUACGGGAAGUACUACAGCCUUCCCGCACUCAACGACCCCCGAGUUGAUCGCCUGCCGUACUCCAUCCGCAUCUUGCUCGAAUCCGCGCUGCGCAACUGCGACAACUUCCAGGUGUUGCCGGCUGACGUGGAGAAGAUCCUCGACUGGGAGAAGACCGCGCCGCAGCAAGUCGAGAUUCCCUUCAAGCCCGCGCGCGUGCUGCUGCAGGAUUUCACGGGCGUGCCCGCGGUGGUGGAUCUGGCGGCCAUGCGUGACGCCAUGAAGUCGCUGGGCGGCGAUCCCAACGCGAUCAACCCGCAGGUGCCGGUGGAUCUGGUGAUCGACCACUCGGUGCAGGUGGACGUGGCGGGGUCCGCCAACGCGGUGGAGCAGAACAUGCAGUUCGAGUUCGACCGCAACAGCGAGCGAUUCGCGUUCCUCAAGUGGGGCGCCAAGGCGUUCCAGAACAUGCGCGUGGUGCCUCCUGGCUCCGGCAUCGUGCACCAGGUCAACUUGGAGUACCUGGCGCGUGUGGUGUUUUCCCACAAGGGGCUCCUUUACCCGGACAGUCUGGUGGGCACGGACUCGCACACCACCAUGAUCGACGGGCUGGGCGUGGCGGGAUGGGGCGUGGGAGGCAUCGAGGCCGAAGCCACCAUGCUAGGCCAGCCCAUGAGUAUGGUGCUGCCCGAGGUGGUGGGCUUUAAGCUGACCGGCAAGCUCCAGCCAGGCGUGACAGCGACUGACCUCGUGCUGACGUGUACGGCCAUGCUGCGUCAGCACGGUGUGGUGGGCAAGUUCGUGGAGUUCCACGGCGACGGCAUGCGCCACCUGGCUCUCGCUGACAGGGCGACCAUCGCCAACAUGGCGCCCGAGUACGGCGCGACCAUGGGGUUCUUCCCCGUGGAUGAUGCCACCUUGGCGUAUCUCAAGACCUCUGGGCGCGAUGAGAGCACGGUGAAGAUGGUGGAGGCGUACCUCAGGGCCAACAAGAUGUUCGUUGACUACAAUGAGCCCCAGGCGGAGCGCACCUACUCGUCCACCCUGGACCUGGACCUCUCCUCCGUGGAGCCCUGCAUCUCCGGGCCCAAGAGGCCCCAUGACCGCGUGCCUCUGCGCACCAUGAAGGAGGACUGGCACGCAUGCCUCGACAACCCCGUGGGCUUCAAGGGCUUCGCCCUCCCCAAGGAGCAGCAGGGCAAGGUGGUGAAGUUCGACUUCAACGGGCAGCCCGCGGAGCUGAGGCACGGGUCCGUGGUGAUAGCGGCCAUCACGUCGUGCACCAACACCAGCAACCCCUCCGUCAUGCUGGGGGCUGCUCUGGUGGCCAAGAAAGCAUCGGAUCUAGGCCUCCAGGUGAAGCCGUGGGUGAAGACCAGCCUGGCGCCUGGCUCUGGUGUCGUCACCAAGUACCUUGAAAAGAGUGGCCUGCUCCCUUCACUGGAGAAGCAGGGCUUCCACGUGGUGGGCUAUGGCUGCACCACGUGCAUUGGCAACUCGGGGGAGAUUGCCGAGUCGGUGGGGCAGGCCAUUGCCGAGAACGACCUGGUGGCAGCAGCAGUGCUGUCCGGCAACCGCAACUUCGAGGGCCGGGUGCAUCCUCAGACGCGCGCCAACUACCUCGCCUCUCCUCCCCUUGUUGUGGCCUACGCCCUUGCCGGCACGGUGGACAUUGACUUCACUACGGAGCCUAUCGGCACGGGCAGCGACGGCAAGCCCGUCUUCCUGUGCGACAUCUGGCCCACCUCCGCUGAGGUGGCAGCGGUGGUUGAAAAGUCGGUGCUGCCCGAGUUCUUCCGGUCGACCUAUGAGAGCAUCACACGUGGCAACGACCUCUGGAAUGGGCUGACCGCCCCCGAGGGGGCGCUGUACGACUGGAGCCCCGCGUCGACGUACAUCCACGAGCCGCCCUUCUUCAAGGGCAUCUCCAAGGACCCCCCAGGGGUGGCGCCGGUGGUUGACGCCAACUGCCUGCUGAACCUGGGGGACAGCAUCACCACCGACCACAUCUCCCCCGCAGGGAGCAUCCACAAGGACAGUGCAGCAGCGCGGUACCUGACGGAACGAGGAGUGGCCAGGAAGGACUGGAACUCGUAUGGCAGCCGGCGCGGCAACGACGAGGUCAUGGCACGGGGCACGUUUGCCAACAUCCGCAUCGUGAACAAGUUCAUGGAGGGGGCGGUGGGGCCGCACACCGUGCACGUGCCCUCUGGGGAGAAGAUGUUCAUCUACGACGCCGCCAUGCGCUACAAGGAAGCCGGAGUACCCACUAUCAUCCUGGCGGGUGCGGAGUACGGCAGUGGCAGUUCGCGGGACUGGGCGGCAAAGGGGCCGUACCUGCAGGGCGUGAAGGCGGUGAUUGCCAAGUCGUUUGAGCGCAUCCACCGCAGCAACCUCGUCGGCAUGGGCAUCAUCCCCCUCUGCUUCAAGCCCGGCCAGGACGCCGAGUCGCUUGGGCUGACCGGAUACGAAAAGUUCUCGGUGCACCUGCCCGCGCUGAAGGACAUCAAGCCAGGGAUGGACGUGGAAGUGACGACUGACAACGGGAAGAAGUUCACAACCACCCUGCGAUUCGACACCCAGGUGGAGCUGACAUACUUUGAGAACGGUGGCAUUCUGCACUAUGUGCUGCGAAGCCUGGCCAAGGAUAGCUAGGAGGAAUGUUUCAGGCGCUGCGUUUGCUAGAGACUUGCCUAUGCUGCUUGCGGCUCUGACUUGCAUUUGGUAUGACUGGGUAGGACCAACCCUUCAGUGCUAAUGAUUUGUGCCGACAAUACAAUGUUACGCUAGUACGUGCGCUUUUUUAAAGAAGUGAUACAAGGAGGCCUCCAGCAAUAUUGG
Closterium sp. NIES-67 is the source of this 3401-nucleotide messenger RNA. The record is from the annotation of a GenBank genome assembly. NCBI's taxonomy places the organism in Eukaryota, Viridiplantae, Streptophyta, Zygnematophyceae, Desmidiales, Closteriaceae.